Ziziphus jujuba (common jujube) is the source of this 1873-nucleotide messenger RNA. RefSeq names its product D-ribulose kinase. Lineage: Eukaryota; Viridiplantae; Streptophyta; Magnoliopsida; Rosales; Rhamnaceae. Gene Ontology annotation, cellular component: cytosol. Gene Ontology annotation, molecular function: D-xylulokinase activity. The record is from RefSeq and is a predicted model, not a curated record. Gene Ontology annotation, biological process: xylulose metabolic process. The coding region runs from base 110 to 1609 and encodes 499 amino acids. The transcript is spliced from 9 exons.
CAAACAUGCCAUCAACGUGACCAUGAGUGGAAAAUCCACGCUCCAUCCUCUUAUCUAAUACAGAGACUUUGAGACACAGCAAAGCACUGAUAAUACUGAAAGAGGAGUAAUGAUGGCGUCUCUUCACCAUCCCACAAGCCCGUUUCUUUUUCCAUGGCCUUCAAAUGCUAAUAAUAAACAUGGGUUUUAUAUUUCAAGGAAGGCAUUUCCAGAAUCUGGAUUAAUGUAUGGUGCUUCGAGCAAACCAAUUCCAAGAGCAAAAAGAGCAAGACCCAGAAGUAUGACUACCCUUUGCAGCAAAAAGGAAGACCCAAAAGUGGAUCUUCCAGUUGGUGAGCGGCUUUAUCUUGGGCUGGACUUUGGAACUUCCGGGGCAAGGUUUGCUCUCAUUGACAAACAGGGGACAAUUCAUGCUGAGGGGAAGAGGGAAUAUCCUUUGUAUCUGAAUGAAGAAACAAUGGAUUGGGCACGCUCGUGGAAAGAUACGCUGUUCUUGCUGCUAGAAGAUGUUCCAUAUUAUCUCCGUGAACUUACAGCUUCCAUUUCCAUUGAUGGGACUUCUGCAACUACUCUCAUUGUCAACAGCACCACAGGAGAACCAUUAUGGAAACCUUUCCUGUACAAUGAGAGUUGCUCUGAUGCUUUACCAACUGUUAAGUCUAUUGCUCCUGAAAAUCAUACUGUCUGCUCUGGUUCCUCUACUCUGUGUAAGCUAAUUUCAUGGUGGAACCAAGAAGAUUCAGAUAAGAAAUCUGCAAUACUGUUGCAUCAAGCAGAUUGGUUGUUAUGGCUUCUUCAUGGAAAGCUUGGAGUGUCUGAUUAUAAUAAUGCUUUGAAGGUUGGGUAUGAUCCCGAGCUUGACGCCUAUCCAUCAUGGUUGCUCUCUCAGCCAUAUUCACAACUUCUGCCUUCAGUCAAGGCUCCUGGAACUUCAAUUGGUCAUAUAAAAGAGGAUAUUGGAUCACAGUAUGGUUUUCCAAAAGAUUGUCUGGUAUGCACAGGAACCACUGAUAGUAUAGCAGCCUUUCUUGCAGCUCGUGCAACACAACCAGGGAAAGCUGUUACUUCUUUGGGUUCGACACUUGCCAUUAAACUACUGAGCACUACUAGGAUUGAGGAUGCACGGUUUGGGGUGUAUAGUCAUCGCCUUGAUGAUAAGUGGCUUGUUGGAGGUGCUUCAAAUACUGGUGGAGCCAUUCUCAGACAAAUUUUCACUGAUGAGCAGUUGGUGGCACUAAGUGAAAAGAUAAAUCCUGUUGAAGCCUCUCCUCUAGAUUAUUAUCCUCUUCAAACAGUUGGUGAGAGAUUUCCAGUGGCAGAUCCUAAGAUGGCUCCUAGGUUACAACCACGGCCAGAAAGUGAUGUCGAGUUCUUGCAUGGGAUAUUUGAAUCGAUUGCACGUAUAGAGGCAAAAGGUUACAGUUUGCUGAAGGAAUUAGGAGCAACCCAAGUUGAAGAGGUAUUCACGGCAGGAGGUGGUGCAAAAAAUGAGAAGUGGACAAAGAUAAGAGAGAGGGUACUUGGUUUACCGGUGAGUUGUGCAACUCAAACGGAGGCUGCCUAUGGAGCUGCGCUAUUAGCGUUGAAAGGUGCCCAACAAAACAAGUAAUCUCAGCUGAGACUGAGAGCUGGUUAUGCAAAUGGACAAUAUUGCCUAUGAUCUCCAUUUUUGGGAGUUGAAGGUUUAAUUAACUAGAAAACCAAGAUUUUUGAGUGAAUUUGUACAAAUUUAGUUUGUUAGUACAACAUACACUGAAUUUGUCAAUAUCAGCGGCCUGUAGACAUUUUAGAUCCAUUGGUAGCAACAAUCUAUUAGAAAUAUAGGUGUCACGUAUUUAAAAUUAAUAUGCAUUUGUGUUGUUGUGAUAUAAGA